AGCAGAGAGCCUUAUUCUCUCAUUCUAGCCAACGAGGACCAAGAAGAGUGGAAUUGUAGAGCUGCACUACUGUCCACCUAUCCAUUCAGAAUGAACGGCCAGUUGCUUAAUGGUUUCCAGGAUGAUCUUAUCGACGAAGGCAGCUUUCUCUUUACCUCAGAGUCAGUCGGGGAGGGGCACCCUGAUAAAAUCUGUGACCAGAUCAGUGAUGCAGUCCUUGAUGCUCACUUGAAACAAGACCCAGAUGCCAAAGUUGCUUGUGAAACUGUAGCCAAAACUGGAAUGAUUCUUCUUGCUGGGGAGAUCACUUCUAGGGCAUCUGUGGAUUACCAAAAAAUUGUACGGGACACAAUCAAACACAUUGGUUAUGAUGACUCCUCCAAAGGAUUUGACUACAAGACUUGCAAUGUGCUGGUUGCUUUGGAGCAGCAGUCCCCUGAUAUUGCACAGGGUGUUCAUCUGGACAGAAAUGAAGAGGAUGUGGGGGCUGGAGACCAGGGUCUGAUGUUUGGUUAUGCCACUGAUGAAUCUGAAGAAUGCAUGCCUCUAACAAUUGUUCUUGCACACAAACUAAAUGCCAAAAUGGCAGAGCUUCGUCGCAAUGGUACACUGCCCUGGCUUCGACCUGACUCUAAGACCCAGGUGACUGUUCAGUAUAUGCAGGACCGUGGCGCUGUAAUCCCAAUCCGAGUUCAUACCAUUGUAGUUUCAGUGCAGCAUGAUGAGCACAUAAACCUAGACGAAAUGCGUGAUGCUCUCAAAGAAAAGAUUGUGAAGGCUGUGGUCCCUGCUAAGUAUCUAGAUGACGAUACGAUUUACCAUCUGCAACCAAGUGGGCGCUUUGUGAUUGGUGGUCCACAGGGUGAUGCUGGUCUUACUGGGCGCAAGAUUAUUGUGGACACCUAUGGUGGAUGGGGAGCCCAUGGGGGCGGUGCCUUCUCUGGCAAGGACUACACUAAAGUUGACCGCUCUGCAGCCUAUGCUGCCCGUUGGGUGGCAAAGUCCCUGGUUAAGGCUGGACUGUGUCGUCGUGUCCUUGUUCAGGUUUCUUAUGCCAUUGGAGUUGCCCACCCUCUUUCUAUUUCUAUCUUCCACUAUGGGACCUCUCAGAAAAGUGAGAGAGAGCUGUUGGCUAUUGUCAAGAAGAACUUUGAUCUUCGUCCCGGUGUCAUUGUCAGGGAUCUGGAUCUGAAGAAACCCAUUUAUCAGAGGACUGCAGCCUAUGGUCACUUUGGUAGGGAUAGCUUCCCUUGGGAAGUACCCAAAAAGCUGGAGUAUUAAAUGUCAGGCUUUUCCUCCUCAGACCUUCUGGCGUUAUAUACAGAGAAGCUUGUAGGAUCCUGUGGGAGGAAAAGGCCCUUUCUGUCAUUCUCUUUGCUCACUGUAGUGUCUUUUACGAGGGACUAUAUAUAACUGGUCUCCUUGCAUAUUCCUUAUGUACCAAUUUGCACCCGUGUCUGUCAAUACGAUCUGUGGCAGAUAAGGUUAUGAUUCCAAUAGCCUGAGAUCCCUUGCUUGUCAGUCCCUGUCCUCCCACAGUAUUUCUGUGUCAAACCCAUACUAUGCUUGACAAACUUGCCAGGAGCAGCCUUUUUUGACAAUCUAGUACCUCCUGUAUGGCUGGAGUCCGUUUAAUAAUUCCUUUGCAUUAGCCUUGUUAAGCCGACUUCAACGCUUGUAUUAGUUGGGCACUUCCUGAGCGGAACAAGUGCUGGUGCAGACCAUUUGCUCCUUGUGUGUAUUUGCACUCCAAGAGGCUUUGUCCCAAAUUACCCCCCCCCAGCCACACUGCACAAUCCUCCUCUCUGCCUUGUUUUUUUUUAAGAUUAUUUAAUUCUGCAAGCCCAGUGAAGUGUCUUCUAUUUAUUUCCCCAAACUCUGCAGCUGGCUGGUGUGGCUACAGAGAAACCAGUACAGAGCAGAGGAUAAGACACGAGCUGUCAUGCAGGACAGGGAGUGAGUUCAUACUUGAAGAAAACUGUAAUGACUUUUAUUUAUUAUGUUGCUAGGCUCAGGCGUAAUUACAGAGUAGCCUUUGCCUCUAGUGACUUUUUUUUUUUUAAAUAACAUGAUGCUGUAAUAAGUGGUUCUCCUACUCCAUGUGCUCUCUGCCGGCUCAAGGUGUAGUACAGAAAAACCUUGGCUGUAUUCUGCAGGGGUGCUGGCUGUUGUUAAAGAUACCGAACUUCACUCGGAGCUACAGCCGCAGGGAAGUGGAAUUUUACCAGUGUUGUACAGAGAAACUGGGUGUUUACAAGCUUUCCUUGCGGAGGUAGCCCUGACUGCAUGAGGUAGCCCAACCACCUCCUCCCCUUUUUUUUAUUUUAAAACUAUUCCAAUGUCUCUGGCUCUUCAGCAGAAGAUUUCAUGAAUAAAGUAUUGGGUUCUGCCUUUA
Molecule: messenger RNA, 2395 nt
Organism: Xenopus laevis (African clawed frog)
Lineage: Eukaryota; Metazoa; Chordata; Amphibia; Anura; Pipidae
Gene: mat2a.S
Product: methionine adenosyltransferase II, alpha S homeolog
Exons: 9
Coding region: 91-1281 (396 amino acids)
Biological process (GO): S-adenosylmethionine biosynthetic process
Molecular function (GO): methionine adenosyltransferase activity; ATP binding
Source: RefSeq, a predicted model, not a curated record